UGUUUUCUUUUGUCCAUGGAGUUGCCAUUUUUUCAUGGAAAGAUAACAAAAAAAACUUGUGAAGAACUGCUGGGCAAGAAGAGAAAGAAUGGUAGCUAUUUAAUACGAGAGAGUGAGAGUAUGGAAGGAGCCUUGUGUCUCUGUGUUUUCUUUGAAAACCUCAUCUACACGUACCGUAUCUUCAGGGAGCACCAAGGAUAUUUUAGAAUACAGACUUCUGAAGGUGAUCCAGAGAGGGUCUUCAGAACAUUAAAGGACCUGAUAUAUGCAUUUGAAAAGCCAGAUCAAGGACUAAUAACAAACCUCCGCUACCCAGUGAAGAAACAGAAGGCCUCACAAAGAAGCCAGAGGUUCAGCUCAGGAAUGGACAAGGUUUAUGGUGAAAUUGAUGAUGGCGAUUAUGUCACUGUCUUACCCUGAAGGAUCUGCACCUGACAAUUUGGGAAGCUGCCAUUUCAGGCUGUGCCACAGUGCAGUGGAUCAGCUGGAGAGAGCUGCCAGCUGGGCGUCCUCUGUGGAUCUUUACCUUUGGAAUUAUUCUCUUC
Messenger RNA from Myiozetetes cayanensis, 545 nucleotides. It is a transcript of the gene SH2D1B, whose product is annotated as SH2 domain containing 1B. The transcript is spliced from 4 exons. The record is from RefSeq and is a predicted model, not a curated record. NCBI's taxonomy places the organism in Eukaryota, Metazoa, Chordata, Aves, Passeriformes, Tyrannidae. The coding region runs from base 16 to 420 and encodes 134 amino acids.